GCCUUCUUUCUACAUCCAAUUAUCUACAUUCUUUGAAAUUUUCUUCUUAGCAAAAUGAAGUUCUCUGGUAUCACUGCUUCGGCCACCGCCUUGAUGGUUGGUGUCAGCUCUGCCGCAGUCACUGGCGUGACGGGUAAGCCUGAGGGUUUUGCUUCUUCCACCACUGGUGGUGGUGAUACCGCUGCCGUCUAUCCGUCCACCACCGACGAGCUGGUCUCGUACCUCGGUGAUGACUCUGCUCGCGUCAUCGUCCUUACCAAGACCUUCGACUUUACGGGUACCGAAGGAACGACUACCAGUACUGGCUGUGCUCCUUGGGGCACUGGAGCUGGCUGCCAGACCGCCAUCGACAAGGACGACUGGUGCGAGAACUACGAGCCUGAUGCUCCAAGUGUCUCGAGCAUUACCUAUGAUGCUGCAGGUACUCUCGGAAUCACUGUCGGCUCCGAUAAAAGUCUUGUCGGAGACGGCUCUUCAGGAAUUAUCAAAGGCAAAGGCUUGAGGAUCGUCAAUGGCGCCCAGAAUGUAAUUAUCCAGAACGUGCAGAUCUCGGAUAUCAACCCAGAAUACGUCUGGGGUGGAGAUGCUAUUACACUCGAUGGUACUGACAAUGUCUGGAUUGAUCAUGUUACUACAUCAAACAUCGCCAGACAACACAUCGUCCUUGGUACUGAGGCUUCUGGCAACGUUACCAUCUCGAACUCAUACAUUGACGGCUCUGGAGACUAUUCCGCCACCUGCGACGGCCAUCAAUACUGGGCACUCUACUUCGACGGAAGCGAUGAUCAGAUCACUUUCAAGAACAACUACAUUUACCAGACCUCAGGUCGCGCCCCCAAGGUCCAGUCUAAUACCCUUCUCCAUGCCGUCAACAACUACUGGAACGACAACUCUGGCCACGCCUUCGAGAUCGGUGAGGGCGGUUACGUUCUUGCCGAAGGUAACGUCUUCGAAAAUGUAGAGGCUCCUCUUGAAGCCUCGAGCUUUGCAGGUGAAUUGUUCACUGCAGACUCUGGCUCGGCUUGUAGCUCUGCUCUCAGAAGAUCUUGUGAAGCCAACUCGCUCAGCGACUCUGGUACCUUCAGCGAAAGUGACACCGACUUCUUGAGCAAGUUCUCUGGCGCUGUCAUUGCUACUGCUUCGGCUGCUUCGGAGGUCAAGUCCUACGUUACUUCUAACGCUGGUAUUGGCAAGCUUUCUCAGUAAACAGGGAAGAGGUGGUCAUGCUGAGGGCGUAGACCGAAGGUGUAUAGAGUAGCUUGCUGGGAUCGAUGGCAGCUGGUUUGCCUGCAAAUGUUACUUUACUACAAGCACACAAGACAAAAAUCAUUUCUGCUCCCUCC
This is a messenger RNA of Aureobasidium subglaciale EXF-2481, 1343 nucleotides long. Its product is annotated as polysaccharide lyase family 1 protein. The coding region runs from base 55 to 1206 and encodes 383 amino acids. Lineage: Eukaryota; Fungi; Ascomycota; Dothideomycetes; Dothideales; Saccotheciaceae. The record is from RefSeq and is a predicted model, not a curated record. The transcript has 4 exons. Gene Ontology annotation, molecular function: pectate lyase activity.